Messenger RNA from Neomonachus schauinslandi (Hawaiian monk seal), 1161 nucleotides. RefSeq names its product BarH like homeobox 2 (gene BARHL2). Bases 1 to 1161 code for a protein of 386 amino acids. Gene Ontology annotation, molecular function: DNA-binding transcription factor activity, RNA polymerase II-specific; RNA polymerase II transcription regulatory region sequence-specific DNA binding. The record is from RefSeq and is a predicted model, not a curated record. The transcript is spliced from 3 exons. Gene Ontology annotation, cellular component: nucleus. Lineage: Eukaryota; Metazoa; Chordata; Mammalia; Carnivora; Phocidae. Gene Ontology annotation, biological process: regulation of transcription by RNA polymerase II.
AUGACAACAAUGGAAGGGGCCAGCGGGUCGAGUUUUGGAAUAGACACGAUUUUGUCCAGUGCCAGUUCGGGCAGCCCCGGCAUGAUGAAUGGAGAUUUCCGCCCGCUUGGCGAGGCCAGGACCGCGGAUUUUAGGAGUCAGGCCACUCCGUCCCCCUGUUCGGAGAUUGAUACCGUAGGAACGGCGCCUUCUUCUCCCAUCUCGGUCACCAUGGAGCCCCCGGAGCAGCAUCUGGUAGCAGAAGGGCCCCAGCAUCACCACCACCUCCACCACAGCCAACCGCCGCCGCCGCCCGCCGCGGCCCCCACGCAAAGUUUGCAGCCUUCUCCCCAACAGCAGCCGGCGCCGCCGCCGCCGCCGCAGCAACCGGCCCAGCAGCUGGGCUCGGCCGCCUCGGCCCCCAGGACUUCCACCUCUUCUUUUUUAAUUAAGGACAUCUUGGGCGACAGCAAACCUCUGGCGGCGUGUGCACCCUACAGCACCAGCGUGUCCUCUCCCCACCACACCCCGAAGCAGGAGAGCAACGCAGCACACGAGAGCUUCAGGCCAAAGCUCGAGCAGGAGGACAGCAAAACCAAACUCGACAAGCGGGAAGAUUCCCAGAGCGACAUCAAAUGCCACGGAACAAAGGAAGAAGGAGACCGGGAGAUUACGAGCAGCCGAGAGAGUCCCCCUGUGAGAGCCAAAAAGCCUCGCAAAGCCAGAACAGCUUUCUCUGACCACCAACUCAAUCAACUGGAGCGUAGCUUUGAGCGGCAGAAGUACCUGAGUGUGCAGGACCGCAUGGACCUGGCAGCAGCGCUCAACCUCACGGACACCCAAGUCAAGACCUGGUACCAGAACCGCAGGACCAAGUGGAAGCGGCAGACCGCGGUGGGCCUGGAGCUGCUGGCCGAGGCGGGCAACUACUCGGCCCUGCAGAGGAUGUUUCCGUCGCCUUAUUUCUACCACCCGAGCCUGCUGGGCAGCAUGGACAGCACUACGGCCGCCGCGGCUGCCGCAGCCAUGUACAGCAGCAUGUACCGGACUCCUCCCGCGCCCCAUCCCCAGCUGCAGCGGCCCCUGGUGCCCCGCGUGCUCAUCCACGGCCUGGGGCCCGGGGGGCAGCCGGCCCUCAACCCCUUGUCCAACCCCAUCCCAGGCACCCCGCACCCCCGGUGA